Molecule: messenger RNA, 2308 nt
Organism: Prorocentrum cordatum
Lineage: Eukaryota; Dinophyceae; Prorocentrales; Prorocentraceae
Source: the annotation of a GenBank genome assembly
GGCAGGCAGGGAGAAUGCGAAAGCGACGUUGGGGCGAGGCUGGGACGGGCGGUGCCUCCUAACGUCGGGCGCCCCUGCGGCGGACGUGACGAGACCCGCCCCCCUUCGCGCGGGCGGGGGUCCAGCCGAGCUCUCGGGGGGGCGCCCGCCUUCGACGUGGUGGUCAUGGUGAACGAGACGGAGGGGCUCCUGAACAGCCUCCUCCAGGAAAUGUGGCCGCAGCUCGGAAACUUCAUCGAGGGGAUCUUGAAGACGACAGUUCAGACGGCGAUCCAGAGGCGUCUGCCCCCGUCGCUGAAGAGCCUCGGGUUCGGCGACCUCUCGUUCGGGGAGACGGCCAUCGAGAUCGAGAACUCCGUCGUGCAGAGGGUGAAGCGGCAGACCUACGAGGGCGAGAGGACGGACCUGAAGGUGACGUUCGGCCUCAGCUGGGACGCCGACACGGACAUAACGCUGAAGGCCUUUGCGGUCGGCCUGGUGGCCACUCACGUGAAGAUGUCCGGGUCGUUUGCGCUGUACUUUGUCAAGUGCUUGCCCAGGCUCCCCUUUUUCAGCGGCGUGCGGCUGUAUUUUACAGAUCGCCCUGCGAUUUCACUCCAGCUGGAGGGCAAGACCUUUGGGAAGCGAGUCAACCUUGGCUGGCUGAACCACAUGCUAUCUGACGUCAUCCAGGAUCAGCUUGAGCGCAGGAUGGUGAUCCCCAAUGUGAUCGGCAUACAGUUCCAGCGCAGUGACCCGCACGCCUGGUUCCAGAUCAGGAGAAUACUGCCCGAGGGUAUCCUUACCCUCCGCGUCCUUGGUGCCCGCGACCUGGCUCCGAAGGACUUCGGCAUUCAGCUACCGUUCGGGGUCAACCUGGGCCACUCCACCUCGGACCCAUACUUUGAGGUGGCCCUCGGGGGCGUGCGCUGGACAUCUACCACGAAAAUGCAGACGCUGCAUCCGACCUGGGAGGAGGACGAGGGGACUAGAGACUUCCUCGUGCACUCGCUGGACGAGCAGCAGCUGCAGCUCCGGAUCUUCGACGCGGACAACCUCUCGCAGGACGACUUCAUCGGCGAGAAAAAGCUGGCGGUGAGAAGCCUGGUGCGCGGCCAAGGCGGCUCCUACGAGCUGGAGGCGGCCGGGGAGGACGGCCCGCAGGGCACGGUGCAGGUCGAGGCGUCCUACGCCCGGCUGCGCCUGGAUCCGGAGCACCUCCGAAUCAUGGUCAGUGAUCCGGCGCGCGCUCAGGCCAUCGGUGCGCGCUUCGUACUCUUCGUCGGCGUGGACAAGCUGCACCACCGUGACCCAGUCCCGGACACCGGGCUCUUUGGGUCCUUUGUUUGCGAGGUCGACGCGGCCGGGGGCUUCGAGGACGGCCCGAGGAUAGUGCGCAGCCGCCGCGUUCAGCAGGGCACCCCCCCGCGCCGGGUGGAGCUGCCUGCGCCUGGCAACCGGACGCGAGGCCGGCAGGACGCCGCUACGCCGCUCGGUGAGUCCAUCUUCCAGAACGUGCUGACCGAGGUGUUCCAGAGCCCGCUUCCAGAGGUGGUCCGCUUCACGGUCACCAGGGGGCCUCGCGAGGGCCGCGAGCCAGAGGUUCUGGGUCGGGGGGAGUACAGCUUAGCGCGCCUCCUUGACGCGCAGGCCAGCACAGAGGAGGCCACGCUGAGGCUGGACGGGCAGGACGGCGGCAGCCUGGACGUGCUCUUGCAGCUGCGGCUGGCGUUACCGCACGACGGGGAGCACGGCCACGAGGCAUCUGCUGUGGGGAGCCAUACCUGGCAGUUGUGGCGGCCUUGGUGGAGAUAGUUGACGCGGCAAUGCGUCCGUCCAGCAGGCCGAGGAGGCUCACUGGUCGAGCUGAGAUGAUUGUCGCGACCAGCCCUCCACCCUGGGAUGGGGCGUCACCCGCAGCCUUGCCAGAUGUAACGUUAUACUUUGUGAUCUCUGAUCUCCUUCAUAAAGGUUUGCUCAAGCCCCGGAAUGCAUCAGCCCACACAGCUUCGGGUAAUGAGGAGUGGUGUCUACGAUGCUGAAACAAAAAAUGCGUCGGGCUUGGAGGGGGCUCGCUGCUCCUUGGGUCUCUCCGUGGUUGUUCCCAUCGUGUGGCAUGGAUCGGGGAACUACCCCCUGCGUUCCCCCUGCAGGUGUCAAAGAAAUGCCACGCUUGCCGCGCCCUGUCAGCGUGGCACGGUUGCCUGAACCAACCCUUGCGCACUCACUUUGGCGCCGAGGACGUGCAAUGCCUGCCAGGCCCUGCGAGCUUGACACGAAUGCCCGAACCACCCCUUGCGCAACCCCUUCUGGUGUCGAGGAAAUGCCA